AAAGUGACAUGUUUUUACUUUCAGAGAAUUGAACAGUCUGCCAGAUAGUAGCUUUUGUUACUCUGACAAAAUUAGACAUCAUGCAAGAAAGUAGCUGCUAUUAUACUGACAGGAUCGUAUUUCCUUGUGGAGGCGGACUGCCCGGACUCGUAAAGGAUGGACAGCUUGGAUUGUGUGACAGCUGCAAAGUGGGGGGUGUUUUCGUAACUAUUUUUCCCCUGGAUUCACAGUGCAGAGCCGAGUGUGUGAAGGGCAAAAGAGAACCUGAUUUUCACAUAAGGCUGUGUCUGACAGUAUUUUACUGCUGUUGCCAAUUACUGCAUUUCAUAAAUACGUAUUCUUUCUCUCCCAUGCCAAAUAUUUUUCUUAAGACAGAAGAUCCUGUGGAUUUAUCACCCUUGGAGAGUCCUUGCAUUCCUGACCACUGGUGCUUGGAGUUACUAGAAGAACUCUGGAUCAAGAUCAUGAAAUAAUUGAGUGUUCUUUCAGCUGCUGUGUAGGAGUGGUGCUAGUGUCCAUUUGUUAAUGGAGCAAUAAUUUCCAAUGUCAAAGAAACGGGACAUUCCAACCUUGACACACAGCCAGAACUUUCAUGGUUCUUCACUCUUUGCAGAUAAGCCGCUGUUGCCUAUUGUAAAAUUAGCCAGGAUGGGUGUGGAGCAGCCCGUGGCCCUGCUGAGCGAACUGGCAGCAUGUUGUCUUGGUAACACGUACUUUCGACGCCACUAUCACCUGUGGAUGGCUUUACUUGUUCUGAUGGGCCCUGGCCUGACUUACUAUGUUAGCCACAGUACAGUCUUUGCAAACAAGAGGAACUUCUUAUAUUUGUAUUUUCUCCGUUCAGGAUGGGGAUGGACCUGCCUGUUAACAGAAAAUAAAUCCCAUACUAAGCUUAUCACUUGUGUCCGAACGCUUCACUGUGCAGCUCGACUUCCUGGAGCAAUAUUACAGGAAUUUUCAAAAGAACACAGAUUUAGUAUUUCAAAUAAAAUAAUGGACAUUAUAGAAGUGGAAAGGGAUUAGACUCUUGUGUUAAUUGGCUAGUGUACCCAUUUAGUCCCAUUGUAAACUGACAAGGAGUUUUUAAAAAUUUAUUAAAACAAAAAAAGGAAUUUUAAAACACAAUUUUAUGUGGCAAAUUAAUAUUUACAAUGAUUGUGGAAAAAGUAACCCUAACAUGAAAAAUGCUAAAGAUACUGUCUAAUACAGAGUCCAGACAUUAUUACAAUAUAAUGCUAAUUAAGUCAUGCAAAUAACUGAUAUGAAAAUUAUUAAUGUUAUUUCAUAUUUGGGUGACACAUUUAUGAAAGGCGUCAGUACACAUUGCUAAUGCUUGUCUUUGGAAUGGCCACGGGUCAGGGGACCUCCUUGGGGUCCCACAGUGCAGCAGAGUCAGGAGCUGAAUGUGCAGCCUUGAGGUUUUAAGGCGCAGUGCACCGUACUGCCUCCUGGUGGAGCCCCUUAAUCCGGCCCAGCAAGAUGUGGAAGAGAGCAUCAGGCUAGUUAAUGAUAGUUAAUAAAGUAUCUAUCUAUUUAUCUAUCUA
Polypterus senegalus (gray bichir) is the source of this 1544-nucleotide messenger RNA. RefSeq lists its product as uncharacterized. The transcript is spliced from 3 exons. The record is from RefSeq and is a predicted model, not a curated record. Bases 544 to 1023 code for a protein of 159 amino acids. Lineage: Eukaryota; Metazoa; Chordata; Cladistia; Polypteriformes; Polypteridae.